GUCACAGCAGAAGAAGCAGCAGGAGCAGCAGCACGCUGUAUUGAUGAGACUGAAUUGAGAAUAAACUUCACUUUAUACAUUUCAGAUUUAAUUCAGCUGUUACUUAAAGAUAACGAGGAUAACGAGGAUAACGAGUCUCAGGACUGAGUCACAGCCCUCUGUUAGCAGUGUCUCCAUCAGUGAAGAACUGUGGAGCACAUGAUGGAGGAGGAGUGUGUGGGUGGAGGAGAAGCCGUCCUGCAGCUCCAUCUGCUCUGUGAUUCUUUAUCUUCCUGCACCAAGUCUGUGGGAACCGAUCUGUCUAUGACAGACAUCUCAGACCUUCAUGCUGAAGUGUGUGAGCUCAGAGAGCUGGUGUCUGUGCUGGAGGAGACGCUGCAAAGACAGAAAGCAUUAAACAGUCUCCAGGAGGUGAAGCGAGCUGCAGCAGCAGCCUUGUGCUCGGUGUGUAAAGCUGGUCUGAACAUUGCAGAGGUUCGAGACUCUGUGCAGAGUGUGUGUGCUGAGCGUGAGGAGUGUGAGGUCCAGUGUGAGCCACAGACUCCGCUGAUGAAGUGUUCAGUGAAAGUGGUGGACUGUCAGACCAUGGAGCCGACCACAUCCGACAUGAGCGAGGAAAAGGAGCGUGACGAGAACGGAGAACCGAUUGCUAACGUUCAAAGCGAUGAUGGAACCUGGUCCCCUUCAUCUAGAAGGCCAGAAAACAGAACAGAACUACUGCAUGUCAACAAACUCAAACCCCGAAGGAGAAGCACUGUGAGGCAUGACUGCAGCCAUAGGGAAGGAGUUUCUGAAGUGAACGGAGAUGUGAAGGAGACACUGACCGAGCCUGAGGACAGGAGGAGCGAUCAGAGAAACAACAGGAGGAGCAAUCAGGUUCAAGAGAGAGCAUUCGAGUGCUCGCAGUGCCACAAAAUCUAUGGUACAGCGUUGAGCUUGCGGAACCACAUAAAGAGACAUGACAAGGACAUGAGGCACUGCUGUCGGGAGUGUGGGAAGCGGUUCGUGACAUCAGCCGAGCUGAAGCUGCACACCAGCCGACACACAGGGGUCAGCAGCUUUGUGUGUGAGGUAUGCGGACAAAACCUGGCUGGCUCGUCAGGACUCAAAGCGCACAUGCUGACGCACAGCGACGAGAGACCGUUCUGCUGCAGGGAGUGCGGAAAGACCUUCCGGACAAAAGGGAACCUCAAGGCUCACCUAAGGACUCACACAGGAGAGAAACCGUACCGCUGCACGUACUGCGAGCGCACGUUCAGUCACGCGCCACGCGUCAAGGUUCAUGAGCGCUCGCACACCAACGAGAAGCCCUUCAAGUGCCAAACCUGCGGAAAGACCUUCUCACGCCUGGACAGUCUCCGCUCGCAUGAGAGCGUCCACACCGGCCUGAAGCCAUACCAGUGCUCGCACUGCGGGAAGAGCUUCAGACAGGCCAGCCACCUGCUCUGUCACGAGAGGACGCACACCGGUGAACGCCCGUACCUCUGCUCUGACUGUGGGAAGAGCUUCUCCAGCCACGGCCACUUCCGCAGCCACCGCCGCAUCCACACGGGCGAGCGGCCCUACCAGUGCACGGCCUGUGGAAAGAGCUUCAGGAAGCAGUUCACGCUGCACCAGCACAGCAAGACACACACUGGAGAACGACCCUACAAGUGCACGCAGUGUGACAAGAGCUUCGCCCGGACCUGCACACUGAAGCAGCACCAGAGAAUGCACUCGGGGGAAAAGCCGUACCAGUGCGCCAUCUGUGGAGAGAAAUUCACCUUCCUGAGCUCACUGCACCAGCACCGGAAAAAACAUAGCCAGGAUGACAUGCAGGACACCACCAGCUCACCGUCCCUCACUGCAGGAAUCUCAUCAGGAUUUCAACAGCAAACAUCCACAGCCUGAAGCUCCAUGAGAAGUUCAGCUUCUUCAGGUUUCUCAGUGCAAUAACCCCAUUACUGCUCCACCAGCAUCCAGGAACUAAACAGCUGUAUAGUACAGCUGUGGAGUAACGGACCUCAUCACUGAUUAUUUGACUGAUAUUAAUUAUAAAUAUGUUACAUGAAAUAAAGUACACAAAGAAACUUUGA
Molecule: messenger RNA, 2075 nt
Organism: Hemibagrus wyckioides
Lineage: Eukaryota; Metazoa; Chordata; Actinopteri; Siluriformes; Bagridae
Product: zinc finger protein 883-like
Exons: 5
Coding region: 199-1890 (563 amino acids)
Biological process (GO): regulation of transcription by RNA polymerase II
Molecular function (GO): RNA polymerase II cis-regulatory region sequence-specific DNA binding; DNA-binding transcription factor activity
Source: RefSeq, a predicted model, not a curated record